Alosa sapidissima (American shad) is the source of this 1245-nucleotide messenger RNA. RefSeq names its product rho-related GTP-binding protein RhoG-like. Gene Ontology annotation, molecular function: protein kinase binding; GTPase activity; GTP binding. Bases 166 to 741 code for a protein of 191 amino acids. Gene Ontology annotation, biological process: cortical cytoskeleton organization; regulation of actin cytoskeleton organization; small GTPase-mediated signal transduction. The transcript has 2 exons. Lineage: Eukaryota; Metazoa; Chordata; Actinopteri; Clupeiformes; Clupeidae. Gene Ontology annotation, cellular component: cytoskeleton; cytoplasmic vesicle; cell cortex. The record is from RefSeq and is a predicted model, not a curated record.
GAGGCUACUUAAAGUUGCACAGAGAAGAGCAGCCAAGGCAAUGGGUUGAGUGACAGGUCCGCUACUUCUGUGUCAAGGCGAAUGUCACCACCCUGAUAACUCAACCGUGAUCGCAGUGCAUAGAUUUUCAACACUUCGUGUGCAUAAAGCAGUGAAGGUGCCAACAUGCAGAGUAUAAAGUGUGUGGUGGUCGGAGACGGAGCUGUCGGAAAAACUUGUCUCCUCAUUUCCUACACAACCAACGCCUUCCCCAGCGAGUACAUCCCUACCGUGUUUGACAACUACAGCUCCCAGGUGACCGUGGACAGUAGGACUAUUAGUCUGAACUUGUGGGACACUGCCGGCCAGGAGGAGUAUGACCGCCUCCGCACCCUUUCCUACCCACAGACGAACGUCUUCGUCAUCUGCUUCUCUAUCGCAAGCCCGCCUUCCUAUGAGAAUGUCAAGCACAAAUGGCACCCCGAGGUGACGCACCACUGCCCCAACACCCCCAUCCUGCUGGUGGGCACCAAGAAGGAUCUGCGGAAUGACCCUGAGAUCCAGAAGAAGCUGAAGGAUCAGAACCAGACUACUGUCACCCUACAACAGGGCCAGGCGCUGGCCCGACAAAUCCAGGCCAUCAAGUACCUGGAGUGCUCGGCUCUUAACCAAGAUGGCAUAAAGGAGGUGUUUGCAGAGGCUGUGCGUGCUUUCCUCAAUCCACAGCCAACUACUGCCAAGAAACCAUGUGUGCUGUUGUAGAUGAAUCCAAGAGCAUGCCUGUCACUGUAAAAAAACUUGUUUGAUAUUACUUAAUAAUCUGCUGUACUCAACAAAUUGUGUCUCUCAGAAUUCAAAUUGGUGCAAUUUUGCAAAAAAAAUAUAGGCCUAUCAAAGAACUGGAUUAUUAAUCAUACUAAGCAGUUUCAGUAUGGAGUUUAUUAUAUUGUAUGUGUUUUAUUGAUGUAUUAAUUUAAUGAUCCACUCAGCUGUGAAACCUAUCUAACUUACUGAGAUAUUUGUGCUUUUUUAUGCAUAGUGGUGGCUAGUGAUUUUGACAAAGGAAUUGUCAGUCCAAUAACUUCUUCCUGGAAAUGUCUGGAAAUGUUUCGUUUUAAACCGUUUAUGUCUGAAAGAUUGCUAUGUCAGUCCUCUUUGUUUGGAGUGUUGCAGUUCUUUCAUAGUUGACACCAAUUGUACAUCAUUACUCUUAACCUGGGUUGUUGUUAUCUAUGUCUGAAUACAUACCUUCUCCAUUCAACUGUC